Molecule: messenger RNA, 2055 nt
Organism: Epinephelus fuscoguttatus (brown-marbled grouper)
Lineage: Eukaryota; Metazoa; Chordata; Actinopteri; Perciformes; Serranidae
Product: phosphoinositide-interacting protein-like
Exons: 2
Coding region: 875-1282 (135 amino acids)
Biological process (GO): phosphatidylinositol-mediated signaling; positive regulation of cation channel activity
Molecular function (GO): phosphatidylinositol bisphosphate binding; transmembrane transporter binding
Source: RefSeq, a predicted model, not a curated record
UGGAAGCAGGAGUGUCAUAUUGCAGAAACAUCCCUCUUGUGUUUCCCUCUGUGAAUCUAUGGCAGGACGUUUUAGAAGGUGAAGAACAAGACAGGGGAAAAAAAUCCUAAAUCUGACCAAAAGUCUAUAUGACUUCCUCCAUUUUCUGUGGGUUGAUUAUGCUACACAGAUUUCAUUGAUCUCAUGUCCAGCAGACAAAACUACAACUUGCAGAUAAUUGCUGCAGGGUACUUUGGGAUCAAUACUGUGCCAACAUAUCAGGCUGUAUUGGAAAGUCUCUGUAUGGGUGAUUGCUUGCUACAUCAAUCCAGCUAUAACAGAGAGCCAUUUCCUCGUUGCUGCCCUGCCCUGCUCCUCUUUGUGUAGAAAGAGUACCCGCCAAUUGAGACAGAUCUUUUCCUCUCAUUGUCUGGUCCUUUCAGGCUUUUUAAAAAAAAAGAAACCCCCGAGCUAUUGGUAGAACUUUCUGAUUUUUUUUUUUUUUUUUUUACAGACCAAUGGCGGCGUCAGUCUGAGUGGUGUGGGGUCUAUGGAUAUCCUCUGGGGACCGGAAGGAAAGCUCUUUGCCCUGGAUGCAACAUCAACACUGAGCUCCUGCGAUGGCAGAUGAUGGUAAGGGGAUGGUGGUGGUCACAGGAUUCUCCUAAGGAGGUGGAGAUAGCAUAGGAGGGUGGGUAGAUGGUUGUGGAGUGGGAAUCUGUAGCAGUGCAUUUUACUGGUUUCUCUGGUUGGACGGUGGGCGGAAAUUUUUGUCAGCAUCUCCUUCGUAUUUCUGGAUGUUUCCUGAUGGUUAAGAGAUUUGAAAUUAUUGUUGAUUCUUCAAGAAUACAGACAAAGAAACUUGAUCCAGAUUUAAAGAUUCAUCCAGGAGGCUAUGUCAGGCAGCCCAGAGAACAUCCCCCUGGGAGAGUGCACCCUCUCCCAGUCCAGGGACCAGCUGACACCGCCGAGCCGCACAGAGAGCACCGUGUUCAGCCUGUCCCGCAGCGAGUCCAUCUGGACCACAGAGACCACUCGCAGUAAGUGUGAAGAAUUCUGGUUCGCCGUCCACCUCAUGUCCACCGGGGGCAGCUUCCUGGCAUGCGGCAUUAUCAUCAGCGGUCUGUACUUCGCCGGCCACUGCAGGGAGGUGACCAACAUCCUGGGACCAGCCUUGCUGUCCAUUGGGCUGAUGGUUUUUGUGGUGGGCGUGGUCCUGAUCCCCAUCACCAAGGAGAACAGGAAGCAGUCAAACAUGAAAAAGCCUUUCACUUACAGGCCUCCCCAAGUGUUCAACCUGUGAUGAAUUGGGGGUUGGUAUCUUGUCACAAAACUUCAUAUUUGGAAGUCACUCAAAACAAGAAACUUUAAGAACACACUGGAGUGAACCUUUUCAGCAUGGGAGCCUCUGUGGAAGCUAGUUAUUAAAAGGCUCUCCAUGGUGACGUUUAUGUUUAUUUCUCCAGGAUUGACAAAACUAAGCGCUUAUCUCGCUCUCAAGUGUGCAUGACAACAUUUGCAUUAAUAACCAUGGCUGUGGAGAAAGAAGGUGAGAGCACAAGGACAACAAUGUGCCGCAUGAAAUGCAAUUAUUCACACUUUCACACACAGUUUAGCAAGAAGGAUACAAGAAAGCGAACUGUCUUCAUGAAUAUUCAUGAGGGAAAAGUGGACAAGGGGGAUUUCCUAAUGCUGUGUGGUACAGUAUAUACCAAUUCAUGAAUAAUUAAAGGUUGUGAGAGCUUAUAAUUGUCAGUUCCCAGUUUACUGUGUCUUGUAUCCACUGAAGUCCUUAUUGUGAGCCUGAGUCACUAGGAAGGAGACUUUGACUCUGCGUGCAUUCAUCCUCAAAUAUAUGUAAAGGACAAACAUUUGACUACUGUGACCUAAAAGCACAUUUUCAUAGGAUUUAAAUAUUACGUGACAUGAAAUUUUAAUUAACCCCUUCAGACUCAGUGUCCAUCAUAAUGAAUAUUAAAUAUUCAUCGCCAUUGGAAUUGCACUUAAAAUUAGACCUUGCCCUUACAACUGAAUAGAUUGUAUUUAAAGCAGCUACUAUCAAUAUUGAAUGACUGA